GGAGGAGGAAAGGCGGAGGGCGGCUCGUUUCCUGGAAGCCGCCUGUAGCGUCGCAGCGAUCCGCAGAUUUCGGCUUGGCCGGCCUCACGGGGUGUCGCGGAAGCCGCCAGGAUGAAUGUUGGGGUAGCCCAUAGUGAAGUAAAUCCCAACACUCGAGUGAUGAAUAGCCGAGGCAUCUGGCUUGCCUAUAGCAUCUCGGUGGCUGUCCUCCAUGUGAUCCUUCUCAGCAUCCCUUUCUUUAGUGUUCCUGUGGUCUGGACUCUGACCAAUGUCAUCCAUAACCUGGCCAUGUAUUGGCUCCUGCACACAGUGAAAGGGACCCCAUUUGAAACACCUGACCAGGGCAAGGAUCGCCUGCUCACACACUGGGAGCAGAUUGAUUAUGGUACACAAUGGACUUCUUCCCGCAAGUUCUUGAUCAUCUCACCAAUUGUUCUCUACAUCUUAACAAGCUUUUAUACUAAGUAUGACCCCAUGCACUUUAUAAUCAACACAACCUCGCUGCUGAGCGUCCUCCUGCCCAAGCUACCCCUGUUCCAUGGUGUCCGCAUCUUUGGUAUCAACAAAUACUGAAACAUUUCUACUCCUGAGACUGACUUUGUCACAAGAAGAACAACUCCCAGCUCCUCACAGAAAGCUGUGAUCACGCCAUGUGAAGCUCUGUACGACUGAUUGUACAUCACACAGUGAGCCAAAGAGGAUUUGGAUUCUGGAGAAGAGAGCAACGCUACAUGCUGCUUCUGGCCAGGACGUUUGGACUGUUGUCCCUGUUGCCAGUCAGCAGUUGGGCUGGCACUUCUCCUCCUGGAAUGAGAAGACAUUUGAGGACUCUGGUGGGUGGUUUUCCUUGCAAGAUUUCGGCUUGAGCUGUUUGUAAUUGGUGACUUGUAUCAGCUUCUGACAGAGAGCCAUUCUGUGUAAACGUUCUCUACUUUUAGACAUUCCUGCUUGAAACCAGUUUGUGUUGUUAGAUUUUAUUAUUUUUUUCAGGGUAAUAGAGCAUCUGAAAGAGGCCUUUUUUUUAAAAAAAAGUGGACUACCAUGAUGUAAUGAUUAACCAACCAUUCUGAUCCUGUGCUAUGAAGAUUAUAUAUAAUUAUCUACUAUAGUCCUUAGAUUCUCACUGGGUAAGAAUACAUCAGCUUUAAGUGUAACUGUUAAGCAACAUAUGUUAGAUUCUUCACUCUCACCUUCUGGGGUUUUCUGAUGGAAAAUAAAAAAUCUGAGUCUAUGCUAUUUCUGAUAGACUCCAAUUAAAAUAUAGUUUUGCCAGUGUU
Pogona vitticeps (central bearded dragon) is the source of this 1277-nucleotide messenger RNA. It is a transcript of the gene ORMDL2, whose product is annotated as ORMDL sphingolipid biosynthesis regulator 2. The record is from RefSeq and is a predicted model, not a curated record. Gene Ontology annotation, cellular component: endoplasmic reticulum membrane. NCBI's taxonomy places the organism in Eukaryota, Metazoa, Chordata, Lepidosauria, Squamata, Agamidae.